Molecule: messenger RNA, 1200 nt
Organism: Soboliphyme baturini
Lineage: Eukaryota; Metazoa; Nematoda; Enoplea; Dioctophymatida; Soboliphymatidae
Source: the annotation of a GenBank genome assembly
CUGCCGUACCAAAAACGUUUUCUUGAUCGUUUUAUUUUUGAUUUUGUUGUUUUCUGUUGUUUAUGUUAUGUUUUCUGUUAUUGGUCGUUUUGUCGUUUUCGCUUCAUCACCGCUUGGCACAUUUCUGUUUUAGGCGAUGAUGCAGCGAUCAAGAUUUUGCAAGAAGGAAUCAUAUCGGAAUUAUCGCGAAGUCCGGAAGCGAUAAAGGUGAAGGAGAAAAGUAACAACGAGAACAAGGACAACGUUUUUGCCUAUGAUUCGUAUGUUGCGAUGGGCGACAGUGACUACAAGAACAACGAACUGGUCCACGAUGAUUUCGAGAUCGCCAUGAAGGAAGAACCUGUCGCGCGUGCUCCGCCGCCUCUCGCCACUCGCAUCUUCCCUGUUCAAGCAGCAGGACAGGAGUCGGAACAGCAGCGCCAGGUGGUAAAACAACGCGUUGCAUUGUCGGCCUCGCAGAUCGUGCAGUCAAGACCUCGUGCAGUGUCCAGCUCGAAUCGGCCGUUCACGUUGUUGUCGUCAUCGUCACCGCUGUCGUCACUUUCGUCGUCGCGUUUGCAUUCGAAUUCGUCUUCGGCGUCGGUGAUCGCCAAACGAGAGGGCGAGGAGGAGUUUCCGACAUUCGUUCGACCCGCGGUGUUGCCGCAGCUACGGCAGAGGACAAGCAUUUCCGCCGCCGCCGGUUCCGUUGCCGUUGACGCACCCUCGGCCACGGCCGACAGUAGCAACGCGUGGUCGAAAAUGUCUUCCGAGGAUCUGGGCAACACGAUCUUCAUCGCAGAUUAUCCCGAAUACGGCGUUACGGGUCCUGUCAAACAGCGAUAUUCACCGGAACUUGCUGCGAUGGAUGCAAAACUUGCUUCUUCGGCACAGCUAUAUCAUUACCAACAUACCAAGCUACAGAUCAUUGCGAUGGAACAAGGCCUGAAAGUGCGGAUCAACGACACCUUGACAAACGUUGAAAGGCUCCUACUGGAUCAGACGAUGGGCCAGAAAUCGAAGAAGCUUGUCUCGAUGGAUAGGUACUUCUUGAAAUGCGAAGAGUACCAAGUCAACCAUCUACGCGCCUUGCAGGCCGUAGGAAAGGACUCGGAUACGGACCAGCUGUCUGUUGCCGAGAUCCUUUUGUUCAUGUUCAAGCAGCCAUGCAUGCUGCUGAUGCCUGGCCGCAAACGAUGGGAGAACAAAGGUGUAUUUUGA